AUGGCAUCGCGAAUGAUGUCCUGUUUUGGCAAUGUACCUGGACCAUUUCUGGCAAGAUUUACUAGAUUAUGGGAGCUUCGACAAAUGCUUCGUGGUGAAUUCCACGAGACAAUUGUCAAACUACACAAACAGCAUGGUCCUAUCGUGCGGAUCUCGCCGAAUCUAUACAGCCUCAACUCGCCAGCAGACCAAAAGAAAAUAUAUAAUCUUCGAGCAGACUUGUCGAAAACGCCUUAUUACGACGCUGGAGGCCAUCCCCAACGCCCCAAUCUCUUUAGCACACAAGAUGCAUCUUUACAUGCCGACCGGAAGAAACCUGUCGCGAACUUAUAUUCCAUGUCCUCCAUGGUUCACUACGAGGAUGCAGUUGAUCGAAUGAUCAAAAUUUGUUUAAGGAAGUUUGCUGGGUUUGCUGAGAAGAGGAAGAAGGUCUUUGUUCCGAAAUUCAUGCAGGCUUAUGCCUUUGAUGUGAUUGGGGAGAUCACGAUAAAUCAGAAUUUUGGGAUGAUGGAGACUGAGGCGGAUGUUGAUGGUAUGAUGGAGUUGGUGCACGCUAGCAUCAGAUACCUAGGCACAGUCGGCAUCUUCCCGGAAUUCCACAGCUGGAUUUUCCGCAUAGUCAGCUUCCUCCGCCUUCGCCACGCCGGAGGCCUGAUCGAAAAGAUUGCCAGCGACACCAUAAGGAAGUUCCGCCACCCCGAUCGAAUGAUAGAGAAAGAAGAUCCCAACUCAGACCCCUUUAUCUCCAAACUCCUACGGCUCGAAGCAGCUGGCAAAGCCGACUCGUCCCACCUCAUGGAUGCCAUCGCAAGCAAUAUUGCAGCCGGUAGCGACACGACUGCAAUCACCCUCAGCGCAGCGUUGUACUACUUGUACAGAACACCACGGGCGCUUGCCGCUUUGCGAAAGGAAAUUGAUGAGAUGCAGAAGGCCGGCAAGAUUUCUGAUCCGGUCUCGUUCAAGGAGGCGCAGGACAUGCCGUAUUUACAGGCUGUUAUUCUGGAGACUUUGAGGUUGCAUCCCGCGGUGGGAUAUGUGCUGCCACGGAAGGUUCCUGCCGGUGGUAUGGAGCUUGCUGGAAGGCAUUUACCUGGGGGUACUUGCGUUGGCGUGAGCGCAUGGGCUCUGCAUCGGAAUCCGGAGGCAUAUGGUGAUGACGCGAGUGAAUUUCGUCCCGAGCGUUUCCUUGUUAGUGAAGACAGCAGUUCGAAGAAUCGAACUGCUUCUCUUGCUAGCUCUUUUGCGUUUGGCGGCGGAACGAGAUCUUGCAUUGGGAAGAAUAUUUCGCUGCUGGAAAUGACCAAGGCGGUGCCGCAGAUUGUGCGAAAGUUCGAUCUAGUCUUCGAGAGCGAUGAGCCGUGGGAACUCUUUUCGACUUGGUUCGUGUGGCAGAAAUAUCACUGCUAUAUCGAGCCGAGAAAGGGUUGA
Molecule: messenger RNA, 1428 nt
Organism: Pseudocercospora fijiensis CIRAD86
Lineage: Eukaryota; Fungi; Ascomycota; Dothideomycetes; Mycosphaerellales; Mycosphaerellaceae
Exons: 7
Coding region: 1-1428 (475 amino acids)
Molecular function (GO): monooxygenase activity; heme binding; oxidoreductase activity, acting on paired donors, with incorporation or reduction of molecular oxygen
Source: RefSeq, a predicted model, not a curated record